Messenger RNA from Micromonas commoda, 4341 nucleotides. It is a transcript of the gene IFT140, whose product is annotated as intraflagellar transport protein 140. NCBI's taxonomy places the organism in Eukaryota, Viridiplantae, Chlorophyta, Mamiellophyceae, Mamiellales, Mamiellaceae. The transcript is spliced from 7 exons. Gene Ontology annotation, biological process: intraciliary retrograde transport. Gene Ontology annotation, molecular function: protein binding. Gene Ontology annotation, cellular component: intraciliary transport particle A; axoneme; ciliary basal body. The record is from RefSeq and is a predicted model, not a curated record. Bases 1 to 4341 code for a protein of 1446 amino acids.
AUGGCUGUCUACUUCGCCAACAAGAUCCCCCGACAGCCCGGCGCGUGCACCGCGACGUCGUGGUCCGGACAUGCCGCCACCUCCGCGCGCGCGCCCGCGAUGUGCGCGGUGGCGUACUCGUCCGGCUCCGUGGGAGUGUACACCGAGGAGGGUGACGACGUCACCGCGUCGCGCCCGGUUCGAUCCGACGUCCCGGGCGUGUAUCCCUGCGCGCUCGCCUGGCACCCCUCAUCGCCCCUGCUCGCCAUCGGAUGGACCGACGGGAAGGUCGCGACGUGGUCCGGCACCGAACUCCGCGUCGUUGGGGAGGAAACGUCGACGCACGCGGGACGAUCCAUCACGUGCAUCGCGUGGUCCCCCACCGGUCACCGCGUCGUCACCGGCGACGACGCGGGCAAGACGCAGGUGUGGACCGUCGACGAGAAGCUCCGACCGAAACCGACGGGAUUCCGAUGCGCGAAACCCGCGCCGGGCGCGAGGACUUCGCACGUUCUCAUCCCGAACGACACAGCCGUGGAUGAGGACACGGGCGCCGAACCCGAGCGUCCGUUCGUCUUCUACUACGCCGUCAACGAGGGCCUCGCCGACUCCGGCUACGUCUGCGUCGGGAUGGACACGGCCGGCGACGAUCGCGGGGCUGGCGAGUCGAAAGCCGAGUCGAAAGGGUCGAAAGCCGAGUCGAAAGCGACCGCCAGGGGCGGCCCAGAGGGGACUCAAUCAAAGUGGACCGUCGUCAGCAGCACGAAGCUGCCCACGGAGGGCGACGCGGAGCUUGCGUGGACGGAACCGGGGGUGCUCGCGGUGGUCAACGACAGGGACCCGUCGUGCGCCGUGCGAAUGUUCGACCUGAACAAUGGCGAUAACUACGUCCUGGUGCCCCCCGCGAGGCGCAAGUCCCAGGGGCUGCCCAAAGGGAGCGACGGGAGGGACACAGCUGGCGGUGAUCCAACGGGCAGGCGACUGUCGUGUCUGUGCUACGACGCCGACGCGAAGACGCUGGCGUGCGGGCAACGCGACGGCCGCGUCGUCAUGUUCCGCCGCACCCCGCCCCACGACUCGGCGCCGGAAGACGCGUGGCGAGUGUGCGCGAGCCUCGACGCCGGCGGAACGCUCGAGCGCGUGCACUUCGCGAGCGGGCGCGGCGCCAGGUUGCUCGUCGCGGUGUGCCGCGACGGCGCGAGGCUGUGCGUGCGGGUCAAGCUGAACGAUAAGACCCGAGGCGGGAUUUCCGUGGUUCAAGUCGCAGCCGAUUCGGUUGUGGUGGAAGCCACCGACGGAUCCAGGGCGCCCGCGCGUUUAAACACCACCGAACGGGGCAUGCAGAUCCUCGGCGCGGACGCCACGUCGCGUCACCUGCUGGUGUGGAACUCGGCUCGCGCGGAGGUGCACGAGGCUCGCGGGUCCGGCUUUGCGCGGACGUCGGCCCAGGCGAUGGCGAUCCACGGCGAGCGGAUCUAUCGCGCGUGCCCCGGGCGCGCGGUCGUGGAGGUGACCGACCUGGGGGGCGACGUCGUCGAUGCGCUGGCGUACGAGGAGGCGCAGGGCGCGGCGGAGUUUGUGGAUUGCAACGGGGAUUUUUUGUGCGCGUCGACGGCUUCGGGGCAUCUUCGGUUUUGGCCGCACGCGCCCGGGUCGGGUCCCGACGGCGACGACGGAGACAUUCCGGAAUUUUCCGGGCGACUUCCGUUUGCCAUCGACUCGGUCCGCGUCAACUGCGACGGGACCAAGGCUUCGGUGCUGUUCGCCCACCGCGGGCACCACUCGGUGCUUUCCACGCUCGCGGUGUACGACGUGGACACCGACGGGUAUCGAACCUUCGACUUUGCCAUCACCGGGAGGGCGCCCGAGUCGCACGCGUGGGACGCGGCGGCGCCGAACGUCCUCGCCGCGCAAACCGCGUUUGACGAAAACUUUUUCGCCGACGAAGAGACGAUAUACGAAACCGCCAAAGACGAUGACUCCAAAAACGAAGACGACUCGGGUGACUUAGGGAUAAACCCUAACCCGGGUUUGCUUCCCCAGGAGGCGCAUCCCGUUCCCGACGGAUUCGAAUCGCUCCUCGGGCUGCAUGCGCCCUCGCUGUUCGUGUGCAACAAAGCCGCGGCGCAAGGCGGCGGCGGCGCGUGCUUCGCGGUGACGAUGCGGGAUUUCGUCGGGAUGGAACACCUCGACGCCCACGCCAAGGCGGCACUGCUGACGUUCAACUACGACCUCGCCGUGGGCGACGUUGACAGGGCCAGGGCUAUGGUCAAGGCGACGACGGAGCCGUCGGUUUGGGAGGCCAUGGCGCACAUGUGCAUCAAGAACAAGCGGCUGGACGUCGCGGAGACGUGCCUCGCGAACCUCGGGCACGUCAGGGGCGGAAGGGCGGUUCGCGACGGCGCCAACGAACCCGAGCUCGACGCGAGAGUCGGGAAUGUCGCGGUGCACCUCGGCUUGGUCGACGACGCUAUAGCACUGUACGAGCAGUGCCAUCGACACGACUUGCUCAACAGGCUGUACCAGGCGAUGGGUCGGUGGGACGACGCCAUAAGGACCGCAACCAAUAAGGACCGCAUCAACCUGAAAUCCACGCACUACGCCCACGGACGGCAUCUGGAAAGCGUCGGAGACGUGCCCGGAGCGAUUCGCGCGUACGAAAAGAGCGGAUGCGCCGACGUCGACGUGCCGCGCAUGCUCCACGGGCGGGGCAUGACGGACACCCUGGAGCGCUACGUCAUCAACGCCGGGUCCAACGAGCUCACCAGGUGGUGGGCUCGAUACUGCGAGAGUUCAGGGGACUACGAGAAGGCUCUGCACGGAUACCAAGCCGCCGGGGAUUACCUCAGCUUGGUCAGGACCUACUGCGCGCAGGGCGACCUGGAGAUCGCGGCGCAGCUCGUGGAGGAGAGCGGCGACCCCGCCGCGGCGUUUCACUUGGCGAGGACGUUUGAGGCGAUGGACGAGUACGCUGACGCCAUUCGGUUCUUCGGCGCCGCGGGGAGGCACGGCCACGCGGCUCGACUGGCGCGUCGGUGCGGCAUGGACAACGAGCUCAUGCACCUGGCGCUGCAAUCGCCGCCGGAGAUGAUGCUCGACAGCGCCAGGUACCUCGAGGAACGCGGCGAGUUCGAAAAGGCGACGACGCUGUACCACAAGGCGGGAAACGCGGGCAAGGCGCUGGAGCUGUGCUUCGCGCACGAUCUCUUCGACCUACUCGCCGGGAUCGUCGCCGCCGUCGCCGACGAUACAGACGCGGACCCAAAGCUCGUGGCCAAGUGCGCUUCGUACUUUCUGGACAACGGUCGGUACGGCGACGCGGCGAGGUUGCUCGUCAAGGGCGGAGACGUAGCGCGGGGUUUGGAGCUCAUCGUGGAGCACGACGUGAAGAUCGACGAGGCACUCGCCGAGGCGUUGACUCCCCCCAAGAGCGCGGACCCCAAAGAAGACGGGGGAAUCUCCGAGGAGGCCAGGAAAGCGACGCUGAUGAAAAUCGCCGCCGUGUGCAAGAACCAGGGUUCGUACCACCUCGCGUGCAAAAAGUACACGCAGGCUGGGGACAAGAUGAAGGCGAUGAAGGCGCUGUUGAAGAGCGGGGACACCGAGAAGAUCUGCUUCUUCGCGGGCGUCUCCAGGCAGCGGGAGAUUUACGUCAUGAGCGCCAACUACCUGCAGACGCUGCGGUGGCACGGCGAUCCCGAGCUCACCAAGCACAUCGUCCAGUUCUACACCAAGGCGCGCGCCGUCGAGUCGCUGUCUGGUUUCUACGAAUCCGUCGCGCAGAUCGAGAUCGACGAGUACCGCGACUACGACAAGGCUGCCGACGCCCUGCGAGACGCCGCGAAGCACCUCGCCAAGUCCAAGGCGGACGGGCACGACGCGCUGAUGCGCUCGCUGGAGGCGAGGACGGAGCUGGUUGAGACGUUCGUGAGGGCUCGGACGCUCCUCGCCGCCGGAGACGUCGCCGAGGCGACACGGCUGUGCGAACAGAUGAUCGCGGACCCGAGGGCGCGGGACGAGAGCGAGGUGACCAUCCGCGUCGGCGACGUGUACGCGAUGCUGGUGGAGCACUGGUACCAGGCGAGGGAUCUCAAGAGGUGCCGAGGGCUGGUGGCGGAGAUGCGAGAAGCCGCGGGGCUCGCGGCGGAGCCCUACCUGGAGGCGACCAUGCUCGCCGAGAUCGACGGGGGGGCCACGGGGGCGAAAGGCGGGGAUCGAAAGGGUUUGGGUUCGAGGCGGGAGGACGGGUUCGAGGCGACGUCCCCGACGGAGGAGGAGGGGUACCUGCACGGCGCCGACGACGACGCCGACGGGGAGUUUUACAUGGACGAGGAGGUUCACUCAGACGACGACGGGGCAUAA